Entamoeba nuttalli P19 is the source of this 4773-nucleotide messenger RNA. RefSeq names its product tyrosine kinase, putative. Lineage: Eukaryota; Evosea; Mastigamoebida; Endamoebidae. Gene Ontology annotation, molecular function: protein kinase activity; ATP binding. The coding region runs from base 1 to 4773 and encodes 1590 amino acids. Gene Ontology annotation, biological process: protein phosphorylation. The record is from RefSeq and is a predicted model, not a curated record. The transcript has a single exon.
AUGAAAUGGAUUGUUUUGUUUUAUAUUCUUAUCCUUGUACAGUCUCAAAAACAUGAAUUAGUACGAUGCGUUACAAAUGGAAGUAUAUGCGAAAAUAAUAUUAAUGAAAAUGGAGAAAUAAUUAAGGGUGGUUGUGAUAUUAUUACAAUUACUUCAAAGUUUACUUUUGAUGAAACUUGUUUAGUUGAAAGAGAAGAAGUCAUUUUAAUUAUUCAAAAUAAAGUAGAAUUAACUAUUUCAAAUGAAGUUACAAAUAAAUAUACAUUAUUAUUAAAAGAUGGUGCAGAUGUGAAAAUUAAUGGAAUAAUUACUCAAAACCAAAUUAAAUUUGAAACACAAAAAGCAAAAAUAUCUUUAUCAAUUUUUAUUGAUUUUGAUAUUUUUAAUAUAACGCAAUUUCCUUUUUUGAAAUUCGAAAGUACUGGAAAAUUGACUGUCACUAAUUCUAGAUUUAUUUUAGAUAAUUUGCAAUAUUUAAUUGCCGAUAACAUAGAAUUUGAUUCUUCUUCGGUAUUAUUAAAAAAUAGUGAUGGAUUACAAAUGAAAUCAUUACUUCUUAAUAACUCAACUUUAACUAUGAUUCCUAACACUGAAUUAAUUACAUGGUCAUUUACAUCAAUUAAUAAUAGUUUUAUUUAUUUAGAUGAUUCUAUUCUCAGUGUUAUUGAUUCAUUUGAACUUAAAGAUACUUUUUUUAUGGGAUCAUCGAAAUGUUUCUUAGAUUUAUCUUCAGUUAUAUUAGCCAAAUUAACAAAUACAAUUUUUGAACUUGGAAAUAAUGGUGUUCUUUUGGUUAAUGAAUUAGAAGAAUUUGGAGUCUCUAGUAUUGUUUUACAAUCCCAAAAUCAUUUUUUUACUUCACAACUUUCUUUAACUGAUGAAUCGAAUUUUACUCUCAUUGGUAAGAGUAAAUUUUUUGGAACUUCAGUCGUUAUAAAGAAAAAAAGUCAUUUUACAUUAGAUGGAAAUAUAACAUUUUCAGAUACAUUUGAUUUAACUUGUUAUGAAGAUUCUAUAACUACUUUUAAUGGAAGUAUUAUUCCUCCUUUUACUAAACUUGAAUUUUAUAAUAAAAGUAAGUGGGAAAUUUAUCAGGAUCAUCCAUACUCAUUUAUUUUUAAUACUUCAUCCACUUCAAAGUCAUUAUAUAAACGAUUUGGUAUGUUUGAUGAAUCAACAUUAUAUGUUCAUUCACCACCAGAAGAACUUUCAUUAUUUCACAUCUUUCUUGGGGAAGUUAUGUUUGACCCAUAUGUAACAAUUAGUACAUUUACAGGAGAAUGUUUCUAUCUAGCUGUUUUUGAAAUUCAUAAUAACCUUGCUAUGACACUUAAAAAUCCUCAUUUUAUUUUAUUAAAUGAUAAUAGACUAUGUAAGUAUUGUCCAAAUCAUAUUGACCCUUAUCAACAUUGUUAUAUGAAUGGAACUCAAUGGCCUAAUCCUUUAUCAGAAGACAUUAAUAUUCCUUAUCCAUUUACUUCUAGGUUAUGUCCUUGUUUUGGAACUAACUGUAUAACACAUUCUUUAACAGGUUUAUUAUAUAUUGGUAAUUCUACUAUUCAUAGUACCUUUGUUGAUAAACGAGUUCAAGUACAUAUUCUUCAAACAUCUAGUUAUUAUCAAUUUAUUAAUGGGUCUAUUGAAUCAAUUCAAUUUGACAAUAUUGGAUUUUCUAUUUUACCAUUAUAUUUAGUUGGAGAUGAGUCUAUGUCAAUUACAAAUGAACCAACAAAUAUUAACGAUUAUAGAAUUUUUUUUAGUAGAGACUAUGAUGGAUUUUCUUUAUCAGAAACUUUUAUUUCAUCAACUGAAUUAAUGACAAGUGCUUAUGGAAUUAGUUCAUCUAAACUAAAACUUAUUGUUCAAUCCCAUUAUCCUAUUAUUAUUAAAUAUGAUAAGUAUAAUCAAUUUCUUUAUCAUAAAGUUAGUGAAGGUGACCUUCCACUUUAUCUUGUGUGUUUAAAUGGAAUAAGAAAUUUGUUACAACUUGCAAGUAGUAAACUAUGUUCUUCUGCUUAUUUAUUAAACAAUAAAAUGAAUUGUUUAACUAAAACAAGUAUUACUUGUCCAGAAUAUUAUUUUAGUAAUUCUUAUUAUACCCUUUGUUCUAAAUGUAAAAAAGAACAUUGUCAACGAUGUACAUCAACAACAUGUCUUAUUUGUGAUGAUAAUUAUUAUCUUAAUACUGAAGGAUCUUGCGUUCCAAUGGAAGAAAAAUGUCUUGUAGCACAACACAAUAGAUGUAACCAUUGUUCUAAUGGAAAUGUUGUAUUGAAUGGAAUAUGUUCAGACGCAUUAUCCAAUUGUGGUGAUUCUUUUGAAGGUCAUUGUUAUUUAUGCCAACAAACAACAUCAACUUCUGUUAUUUCUAUGAAUGGACAAUGUUUUGAAAAAGAACAUACAGAAAUUGUUUCAAGUGGUUCAAUUGUUUUUUGUACUGAAGGGUAUUAUACUAAUGGAUUACAGUGUAUGUCUUGUACAACAAUUACUCCAAAUUGUCAAAUUUGUGAAAAUAAAAAAUGUACUAAAUGUCUAAACCCACUUCAACUACAAUCAGAUGGUUCGUGUGGAAUUCCUCAUUGUCAAAUUGAAGAAGAUGGAAAAUGUUCAUUAUGUGAAAACGGAUAUAUUGUUGAUCUUAAUAAAUUAUGUUCUAAGCAAGUUUCUCAUUGUACUCAAAUGUAUCAUGAACAAUGUUUUGAAUGUGAAGAGAAUUAUUUAUUAUAUGGAAAUAAAUGUGUAAGAGAUAUAACUCAAAUUCCUCAUUGUUCUUUUGUUUCAACAAAAAUGUGUGAACGAUGUGAAGAUGGAUAUUAUAAAACAAAAUUUGGAGAAUGUAAACAUUGUAUAGGACAUUGUAGAACAUGUUUAUAUAGUUCUGAUUUUUGUUUAACAUGUGAUAAUAAAUCAUUUAUUCAAAACCAUCAAUGUAUUAUUAAUGAAGAAUUAAAAAGUGUUUGUAAUACUUUUGCAUUAACUGGAGGUUGUGCGACAUGUAAUGAGGGAUAUUAUAAAACAGGAUUAAUUUGUGGAAAAUGUAUGGAAGAAUGUGCUACUUGUAAUAAUGAGUGGAGUUGUUUAAGAUGUAAUUCAACAAAUUAUUUAUCAAUUGUUGAUAAUAAAUGUUAUUCUCGUUCAUCAAUUAAAGGAUGUCAUCAUCCCGUUACAGAAAGUGGAUGUUCAAUUUGUGAAGAUGGAUAUUAUUUAUUUGGAAAUACAUGUAUAGCAUGUAAUAGUUCAUGUACUCGUUGUACAUCCUCUUUAUGUUUAAGUUGUAGUUAUAAUUAUAUUUUAGAUUUUGGUACUUGUAUUCCAUUAUCAUCAGUUUCACAUUGUUUAAGAGUUUCAAAUUCAUCUUGUGCUUCAUGUAGUUUUUGGUUUCAAGUAAGCUCAAGUCAUACAUAUUGUGAAAUAGCUCCAGUAUGGUGGGUUAUAGUUUUAAUUAUUUUAGUAUUAAUCAUGUUAUUAAUAAGUAUUGUUAUUUUAACAGGUUGUAUUGCGCGUAUGGUAUUGAAAAAAGUAAUUCGAGCAAAAGAAAUAUCUUAUCAUACUGUUAGUAUUGACUCUGAACAAUUUUCAUUUAAAAAAGUGUUUUUUCGUUCACUUGCUCUUGAAAAUAAAAUCUUUCACUUUGAUAAUCAAACUGAAUUACCAGUUUGUGUUCCAACAGAAGUUAUUAUAAACGUUGGGAAUAUAAGUAAAAAUUCUAUUCGAGUACAAUUUAUAAAAGUUCAAGAAGUUAAUAACCAUGUAAGAUUUUCUAUUUCAAUUACACCAGAAGUAGUUAUUUUGAAAAGAAAUACUGCUAUUUCAAUAAAAAUGGAAGUAAUACCAUUUUGUACAUGUCAUAUUGAACAAAAAAUAGAGAUAAUUGUUUAUGAUUUAAAAACUAAAGAACAACAUAAUAAAGUUGUUCAUUUUGAUGCAUUAACAGAAACAUCUUUUAAAUUAGAUCCAAAAUCAAUUUCUAUAAAAGAUGAAGAGCUUGGAACUGGAGGAUAUGGUAGAGUUGUUAAAGGAGAAUAUAACCGUAAACUUGUUGCUAUUAAGUUUAUGCAAAAUAAUAAUGGAUGUUCAGAUGUUUUUGGAAAUUUAGGCAAAGAAAUUGAAUUAUUAGAAAAGUUUAGGUGUGAAUAUAUUGUUGAGUUCUUAGGAACAGUUGAAAUAAACAAACAGUAUUGUAUUGUCUUAGAAUUAGCAGGGUAUGGUAGUUUAAGAGAUUUGUUUACAACACUUCCUACUUUAUCCUUUGAUUUAAAGAAAAAAAUAUUACUUGAUGUUGCAAAAGGAAUUAAAUAUCUUCAUGCUAAUGGAGUGUUACAUAGAGAUAUAAAAACAGCUAAUAUUUUAAUAUUUUCAUUAGAACCAAAUAUUCCAGUUAAUGCAAAAAUUACUGACUUUGGAUUUUCAAGAAACGUUAGUACAUUAAUGACAAACAUAAAUUAUACCUAUGGAGUUGGAACUGUGAGUUAUAUGGCACCUGAAAUAUCCUUAAGAGAACCAUAUAAAUUUCCAGCUGAUAUCUUUGCUUUUGGAAUGGUUAUUUUUGAAACAAUUAAAUGGGGUGAUGCGUUUGAACAAAAUGACCCUCGGUUUAAAUACAACUGGGAUAUAUCAGAAUUUAUUAUGUCAGGAAAGCGUUUAGAAAAGCCAGAAAAUAUGUCUGAAUCUGUUUAUAGUUUUGUGGUAACUUGUUGGGAUAAAGAUCCUAAGAAAAGACCUAGGAUAAAUGAAGUAGAAGAAGAACUAUUAAAACUUGAAGAAACACUAUGA